UCGAUACUCACCCACUCGAGGUCGCAGGAAGUGUAAAGCAACGCACCGCUAAGCUCCGCGAUCGACCUAUCAGAGCGGGGUUGUGCGAACAUCAACCCCUCCGAUGCAUUCGGUAAACAUCAUCCACGGCGCCAUUGUCCAUCUGGCUUGCACUCGCACUUCGCGAUUUCCUCUAGGCUCGGGAUGUCGGAUUCUCGGAUGUUGUUCCGAUGAGUGGGAAGUAUGUACGAAAAGUACCUCGUAUGGCUCAGGAAUAAAGGCGAUGGAUUUCCAACUUGGGCGAAGGAACUCCAACCCAUCUACUACCUUUGCUGUUCCACAAGAUUUGACCUAAGGUCGCAACAUUGACAUAUUGCACAUCCUUUCGAUCAAUUGAAGCCACCCACAAUGUCCCUCAAAGACAAAGUCAUCGUCAUCACAGGCGCAGCAUCAGGCAUGGGUCUCGAAACCGCGCGACUCCUCGCCAGCCGCGGCGCGAAGCUCUCCCUCGCCGACGUGCAGGAGCGCCCGCUCCGAGAAAUCGAAUCCGAGCUCUCGAAGUCAGGGGCGCAGGUCAUGGCGCGGGUCGUCGACGUCAGCAAGCGCGGGGACGUGGAGUCGUGGAUCGAGGAGACGGUGCGGGAGUGUGGGAAGCUGGAUGGCGCGGCGAAUCUGGCGGGCGUGAUUGGGAGGCAGAAUAACACGGCGAGGAUUGAGGAUAUCGAUGAUGGGGAUUGGGAUUUCAUUAUGGGGGUUAAUGCGAAGGGGUUGUUGCAUUGUUUGAGGGCGCAGAUUCCGAAUAUGAGGGAUGGGGGGAGUAUUGUGAAUGCUGCGAGUAUUCUGGGGCUUAUUGGGUCAAAAAAGAGCAUUGCGUAUGUUGCGUCCAAGCAUGCAGUUGUUGGAAUGACGAGAGCGGCGGCAAAGGAGUGCGGUGAGAGGAAUAUCAGGGUGAAUUGCUUCUGCCCUGGCCCGAUUGAUACUCCAAUGUUUAGGCAAUCUGCAGAGAUCAGAGGCACGAAGAUGGAUACGAGUUUCCUUGCCCUUGGAAGAGCAGCAGAUCAAAAGGAGGUUCCGCCACUGAUUGAAUUCCUACUUUCAGAUGCGGCGUCAUUCAUUACGGGGAAUGCGAUGCCAAUAGAUGGUGGAUGGUACUGUUGAUAGCGGUAGCAUUCAAGUUUCUAUAUUAUAUCAACAUCUCAGGAUAUGAUCUAAUUAGCGAUGUACUCUCUUGUACUACUUGCCUGUAGUAGCCCAACAU
Messenger RNA from Aaosphaeria arxii CBS 175.79, 1237 nucleotides. RefSeq names its product 3-alpha--hydroxysteroid dehydrogenase. Lineage: Eukaryota; Fungi; Ascomycota; Dothideomycetes; Pleosporales. Gene Ontology annotation, molecular function: oxidoreductase activity. The transcript has 2 exons. Bases 388 to 1137 code for a protein of 249 amino acids. The record is from RefSeq and is a predicted model, not a curated record.